UAAUCAUGGCACUCUCAAACCAAACAAAAUAUAUAUAUUUAAUUUUAUCAAUCUUUGUAUUUCAAGUUAGAUCAAGAAUAUUGACUAUUGAAGAUGCUACCAUUGUUGAGAAACAUGAACAAUGGAUGGUUCAUCACGGACGCACAUAUCAAAACAUUGAAGAAAAAGAGAAGCGGCUUCAAAUAUUCAAGACUAACUUGAAAAAUAUUCAGAAUUUCAACAAAGCAUCAAAUAAAACUUACGAGUUAGGUCUUAAUCAUUUUGCAGAUUUAACUAAUGAAGAAUUUCUUGCUACAUAUAAUGGUUACAAAAUGCAAAAACUAGAUCAAGCAACAAAUAUAUCAACCAAAACACCACACGAUUAUCAAAUCUUUGAAGUUCCAGAUAGCGUGGACUGGAGGCAAAGAGGCUUUGUCACUUAUGUCAAGAGCCAAGGCAAAUGUGGUUCUUGCUGGGCAUUUUCAGCUGUGGCAGCUGUUGAAGGACUUGUAGGUUACGACAUUUCAUUAUCGGAACAACAAGUGCUGGACUGUGCGCAGAGUAAUGGUUGCAGAAGUGGAACUAUGGAUGGUGCUUUUAGAUAUAUAAUAGAAAAUCAAGGGAUAACUUUGGAAUCAUAUUAUCCUUAUGAAUUAAUGCAAAAAACUUGUAGAAUGAGUAGGAAUGUUGUGAAAAUCAGUGCUUAUAUGGAUGUAGCCCCUAAUGAUGAGGAAACGCUUAAAGCAUUCGUAUCAAUGCAACCUGUGUCGGUAGCCGUUGAUAGUGGAUCAUAUAAUUUUCAAUUUUAUCGCGGUGGAAUAUUAAUGGCUCAAGAUUGCGGACAUUCAUUGAAUCAUGGUGUUCUUUUGGUUGGAUAUGGAACAAGUGUAGAUGGAAUAAAAUAUUGGUUAAUUAAGAAUUCAUGGGGUGUUCAAUGGGGAGAAAAUGGAUACAUGAGAUUGGAAAGGGGUGCUAAUGUCUAUGGUGGUGCUUGUGGUGUUGCAUUGAACCCUUCGUUUCCUAUUCGUUGAUGGUCAAAAUUGAUUGUUAUGUUGCAUUAGACAGUAAAAUAUGUUUCAAUUUGUUUAUAUUUUAAUAUUCUAGAAACUUUGAAAUAAUGCACU
Molecule: messenger RNA, 1103 nt
Organism: Mercurialis annua (annual mercury)
Lineage: Eukaryota; Viridiplantae; Streptophyta; Magnoliopsida; Malpighiales; Euphorbiaceae
Product: macrodontain-1-like
Exons: 2
Coding region: 6-1010 (334 amino acids)
Cellular component (GO): lysosome
Molecular function (GO): cysteine-type endopeptidase activity
Source: RefSeq, a predicted model, not a curated record